AAAAACAAGAAGUGAUAAAAAAGAUACAAUCUGUAAAUGUUGUGGUCAUGAAUGUUCAACAUUCCAAAAACUUCGUGGGCAUCUUAAGCGAAAAAAUCUGUGUAAACCAUUACAAGAUAAAAAGGAUAUAGUUCCUAUUCAAGUGUUCAUUCAAGAGGUUAACCAAGAUAAUUAUCAAGAAAAAGUGCAAGUUCAAACUCCCGUAGUCUAUGCUCAAAAAAGAGAUCGUCAAAGAGAAAAAUUACAAGUGGUUAACCAAACACCAGUAUAUAAGCCAGAACUGCAAAGGGAAGCCCCAACUACACAUGAUAGAGAUUAUAACACAGUAAGAAAUGAGUAUAUUGAUAGGCAUGCAAGAAAGUCUGGAGAAUAUUUGAGAACCUGGAUGCAAGAUUACGUCAAAGAUGGAAUGAAAGAAAAAGCAAAUAAUGAAGAAUUUAGGCAUUUGAGAAAAAUUCCUGAAGAAGAACAAGAAAGAAAUCUAGAAUUUAGAGAGCAAGAAGAAUUAAGCACGGCACUUAAAAGAAGAGCUAUAGCUAUACAUCAUGCAAAAGUUCCCAAAUCCUAUUCAGAUAAUGGUAGUAAUAUACGAAAAAUGUUAGAGAGUAGAAGGAAGCAGUUUAGAGAAAUACUUGAAAAGAAAUUUGAUAAGCGUGGACAAUUUAAAUUCGCUCUAUUUUAUAAUAGAGAUGAAAUAGAUGAUUACUUAAGCAAUACUUUCGAACAAAUUUUAUACCAAGUAGAGGAGAGAGGAG
This is a messenger RNA of Racocetra persica, 755 nucleotides long. The record is from the annotation of a GenBank genome assembly. NCBI's taxonomy places the organism in Eukaryota, Fungi, Glomeromycota, Glomeromycetes, Diversisporales, Gigasporaceae.